This is a messenger RNA of Suricata suricatta (meerkat), 3080 nucleotides long. It is a transcript of the gene LRCH2, whose product is annotated as leucine rich repeats and calponin homology domain containing 2. Gene Ontology annotation, molecular function: protein binding. The record is from RefSeq and is a predicted model, not a curated record. The transcript is spliced from 21 exons. NCBI's taxonomy places the organism in Eukaryota, Metazoa, Chordata, Mammalia, Carnivora, Herpestidae. The coding region runs from base 3 to 2375 and encodes 790 amino acids.
GCAUGCGUCCUAAGAAUCCCCUACACUCGCGGCACAAGCUGGGAGUAUUGUCGGGGGCUAUUCUCUCUCCCAGGAACAUGGCGGCGAGUCAGGGAGGUGGUGUUAACAGUGGGGGCGGCGGUGGUGGUGGAGGUGGAAGUAGCGGUGGCGGUGGCGCAGCCGGAGGGGGAGGUGGCGGAGCCGGAGGGGGAGGUGGCGGCGGCGGCGGGACCCUCCUGGUGCCCAUCCCGGUACCGACUCUUUUCGGUCAGCCGUUCCCCAACGGGCCGCAGUGGAACCCGGGGAGCCUGCAGCCUCAGCACACGGUGAGGAGCCUGGACCGGGCCCUGGAGGAGGCAGGCAACUCAGGCAUCCUGAGCCUCAGUGGUAGGAAACUCCGAGACUUCCCAGGCAGCGGCUACGACCUGACGGACACCACCCAAGCAGAUCUUUCAAGAAAUCGUUUUACAGAAAUUCCUUCUGAUGUUUGGUUAUUUGCGCCUCUUGAGACAUUAAAUUUAUAUCAUAAUUGCAUCAAAACCAUUCCUGAAGCCAUUAAAAACCUGCAGAUGUUAACAUACCUUAACAUUAGUCGAAAUCUUUUAUCAACAUUGCCAAAAUACCUAUUUGAUCUUCCCCUUAAAGUUUUGGUCGUCAGUAAUAAUAAGCUGGUAUCCAUUCCAGAAGAAAUUGGGAAGUUAAAAGAUUUAAUGGAAUUGGAUAUCAGCUGCAAUGAGAUUCAGGUCCUUCCCCAACAAAUGGGAAAAUUGCACUCACUUAGAGAGCUAAAUAUAAGAAGAAAUAAUCUUCAUGUGUUACCAGAUGAAUUAGGAGAUCUUCCCUUAGUCAAGCUGGAUUUCUCUUGUAAUAAAGUGACUGAAAUUCCAGUUUGUUACCGGAAGCUGCAUCAUUUACAAGUAAUGAUUUUGGAUAACAAUCCAUUGCAAGUACCACCAGCACAGAUAUGUUUAAAGGGUAAAGUACACAUAUUUAAAUACUUAAAUAUCCAAGCAUGUUGCAGAAUGGAUAAGAAACCAGAUUCUCUGGAUCUUCCAUCGCUGAGUAAAAGGAUGCCCUCUCAGCCUCUCACAGACAGUAUGGAAGAUUUUUAUCCAAAUAAAAAUCAUGGCCCUGACUCUGGGAUUGGAAGUGAUAAUGGAGAGAAACGAUUAUCUACAACAGAACCAUCAGAUGACGACACAAUCAGCCUCCACUCUCAAGUCUCAGAAUCAAAUAGAGAGCAGACAUCAAGAAAUGACAGUCACUCAAUUGGAAGUAAACCUGAUCCUCAGAAAGACCAGGAGGUGUAUGAUUUCAUUGAUCCCAACACAGAAGAUGUAUCAGUUCCUGAACAAGGAGAUGCACAUAUUGGAUCAUAUGUCUCUUUCCUUAAGGGAAAAGAAAAAGGUCCUGAGAAAUCUCAGAAAAAUGAAGAAUUGGGAGAUGAAAAAAGACUUGGGAAAGAACAGUUACUUGCAGAGGAAGAGGAUGAUGAUUUGAAGGAAGUAACUGAUUUGAGGAAAAUAGCCGCUCAGUUAUUGCAGCAAGAGCAGAAGAACAGGAUUCUUAAUCAUUCUACUUCUGUCCCAAGAAACAAGCCAAAACAAACCGUGGAAUGCGAAAAGAGUGUCUCAGCAGAUGAAGUUAAUUCACCGUUAUCACCUCUCACAUGGCAGCCCUUAGAAAAUCACAAGGAUCAAAUAGAUGAACAGCAGUGGCCAGAAUCACAACCCAUAAUCUGGCAGAGUGAAGAAAGGAGGCGGAGCAAGCAGAUUAGAAAAGAAUAUUUCAAGUAUAAAUCAUCAAGGAAGAGUUCAAGUGGCAAUGAAAACGAUGAGCGAGACAGUGAUAAUGCUAAUAUGUCACCACAAUGUCCAGUAUCAUCUGAGGAGUAUGAUAGAACUGAUGGUUUUUCACAUGGUCCUUUUGGCUUGAAGCCUAGAUCAGCUUUUAGCCGCUCAUCUCGUCAGGAGUAUGGGGCAGCAGAUCCAGGAUUUACAAUGAGAAGAAAGAUGGAGCAUCUCCGGGAAGAACGAGAGCAAAUACGACAACUUCGCAACAAUCUCGAAUCCAGGUUAAAAGUCAUUUUGCCUGAUGACAUUGGAGCUGCACUGAUGGAUGGGGUUGUUCUUUGCCAUUUAGCCAAUCAUAUAAGGCCACGCUCUGUAGCUAGUAUUCACGUGCCAUCACCAGCAGUGCCUAAACUGAGCAUGGCAAAAUGUCGAAGAAAUGUAGAAAAUUUUCUUGACGCCUGUAAAAAGUUGGGUGUCUCACAGGAAAGACUCUGUUUGCCUCAUCAUAUUCUGGAAGAGAGAGGUCUUGUGAAAGUCGGUGUCACAGUGCAGGCUCUUCUUGAAUUACCUACAACCAAGGCAUCUCAGCUUUCUACCGCUUGAUGUAACAUCUCAAAAUUAUAAGUGUUUAGUUUCAUUUGUUUGAAGUGAUUUGAAAUAUCUCAAAUUCAUGAUAAGAAUGUCUAAUCAAAAUUAAUAAUUUUAUUAGGUCAAUCCAUAGGUUUAAAAAAAUGACGUAAAAACAUCAAAAUUAAAGUUUGAAUUGCCCAAACUUCUUUUGGGGGGAAAGCUGGAUUAACUUAGUAAGAGUUUUUGAUAAAUUCAAAAUCUCUUUUUACGGAGUCAGUUGAUAACCUUGAUUAUUUUUCAAAAACCAGAUUGAUACUAAAUUUAAGAUGUGGUUUCAACUUACUAAUCACAUUAGGUUUAAUUUUUUAUAUCAGAGCAUACUAGUAAACACCUGGAUGAGGUAAUCAUUUUUUUACCGAUUUACAACUAUUCUAUAUUUGAGUUAUUUAAUACACUUCUACUUCUAGUUUAUACACAGUUUCUUCAAUCUUUGGUCUUAGUUUUCUAGACAAAAAAAAUGAGUAGAAAAUGCAGAACUCUGGCUUUAUAUUAAAUUCUUUUAGUAUUAUAGGUGGGUGCCAAAAUAUUUUCAGUUGUACUGUAGACUGUUUACAUGUGAAGUGCCUGUGUAACUGACGACUCUUACAUAGUCUUAAGCAUUUUUGCAACUUCUUUUUUGUAUUAAUGGAAUCAAUGGAACUUUAAAGUAUUUUAGUAGAUUUUGGAAGGUCAGUUAUA